CUGGCGGUACUGACUUGGGCGUGAAUCCAAAAGGGUCUGUUUAUGUUCAWCUCUGUURGAAAAUCUGAAGUUUCAGCCAUCAUUUCCCUAAUCAAGUAAUAAAACUAUGUCUGCUGAAAUUCAAGUAUAUAUUUCUGGUUCRUCWGGUAGCCAAGAGAUCAAGAAGAAACAACAAAGAAUCAUAAUGAUCUUGGACGGCAUCAAAUGUAACUACUCACAAGUUGAUAUUUCAAGUGAUUCUGAUGCAAAGGACAAGAUGCGUGAAAUCGUUGGUGAUCCUCAUGCUCUCCCCCCUCAAAUUUGUAGAGGCGACAGUUAUUGUGGGAAUUAUGAAGCAUUUGAUGAAGCUGUUGAAUCCGAGACGUUGAAAGAAUUCCUGGGCAUUUGAUGUACUUAUUUAACACUGGUCGAACUCCAACCACAUUCUACAUACAGCUAGCAUGAGUAGUUAGUUCUUUUAGUCAUUCACAGUCAAAAACUUUAAAAAACAAUUGUUAAGGAUAUAGCACUUUAUUUAACUUUGCCAAAGAAAAUGAUAAAUAAAUAAUAACAAUUGUAUCAAAUAUGCACACUUUCUGAAAAUAUAGAGCCAAAACCAACGUAGAUCCCAAAAUUUGUAAGGAUAUUUUGAAACUGAUCAAAGAUAGUUUCAAGAAGUAUCCCAAUGCCAAAAGUACAGGGAAUAUGUAUACUAGCUAGUAUACAAUAGGUUUAACUGUCAGCAAGUAACACACACUUAUUAGUAUUUUUUCAAAGUAACUUAAUCUAUAUUGGACCCAAAUAAAAAUUUUGUCAACUAUA
Exaiptasia diaphana is the source of this 801-nucleotide messenger RNA. Its product is annotated as SH3 domain-binding glutamic acid-rich-like protein 3. Lineage: Eukaryota; Metazoa; Cnidaria; Anthozoa; Actiniaria; Aiptasiidae. Gene Ontology annotation, cellular component: cytoplasm. The record is from RefSeq and is a predicted model, not a curated record. The transcript has 3 exons. Bases 107 to 388 code for a protein of 93 amino acids.